Notothenia coriiceps (black rockcod) is the source of this 3246-nucleotide messenger RNA. RefSeq names its product retinol dehydrogenase 8. The record is from RefSeq and is a predicted model, not a curated record. NCBI's taxonomy places the organism in Eukaryota, Metazoa, Chordata, Actinopteri, Perciformes, Nototheniidae. Gene Ontology annotation, molecular function: estradiol 17-beta-dehydrogenase [NAD(P)+] activity. Gene Ontology annotation, cellular component: cytoplasm; cytosol. Gene Ontology annotation, biological process: estrogen biosynthetic process. The transcript is spliced from 7 exons. Bases 172 to 1098 code for a protein of 308 amino acids.
AAUCGCUGGGUUUAUGUAGCCUCCUGUCCCGCUGUGACUUGCUCGGGUUCCUCCUCCCUUAAUUCUGCAUCAACACUAUUUAUCGACCAGCUAGUUUUGUAGCCUACAGUCUUUAUUUCCCAUUUCCGCUGCUGUGGAGGACGCUGCUCGCUCUACAGAGGUCAUAGAGCCAUGGGAACCAGGAGGGUGCUGGUGACUGGCUGCUCCUCAGGCAUUGGCUUGGCUGUGGCUGCACGGCUGGCCAAAGAUGAGCUCAGACGGUUUAAAGUGGUUGCCACAAUGAGGGAUCUUGGGAAACGAGGGCCCUUGGAGAAAGCGGCAGGUGACUCCUUAAACAAAACCUUGGAAAUCAAACAGUUAGAUGCCUGUUCUGAAUCCUCCAUCAGAGAGUGUGUCAACAGCCUGCCGGACAGACGGGUGGAUGUUCUUGUGAACAAUGCUGGUCUUGGUAUGAUUGGACCUCUGGAGUGCCAAAGCAUUGAUGCCAUGAAGGAGCUCUUUGACACAAACUUCUUUGGCCUGGCACGUCUGGUGAAAGAGGUCUUACCUGACAUGAAGCGGAGGCAGAGCGGCCAUAUUGUCGUGAUGAGCAGCGUCAUGGGAACACAGGGACUUCUUUUCAAUGACGUUUAUUCAGCCUCCAAAUUUGCUGUGGAAGGAUUUUGCGAAAGUCUGGCAGUGCAAGCGUUGAAGUUUAACAUCAAGACGACUCUAGUGGAACCUGGCCCUGUUGUUACAGAGUUUGAAAGAAAGGUGUAUGAAGACGCUGAGAGUAUGGAUCUUUCAGGGACGGAUAAGGAGACCGCCAAAAUCUUUCGUGAAAUUUACCUGCCGUACUCUAAAAAGAUUUUUGCCUCAUUAGGCCAGACACCAGAGGAAGUAGCUGAGCAAACCGUUAAAGUGAUCACAGACAAGGAACCCCCUCUGCGCCACCAGACAAACCGCCUGUACAUGCCCAUGACUGCACUGAAGCACGCUGAUCCCACUGGACGUCUGCCUCUGGAUUCCUUCUAUAAGAUGACCUUUAAACAUGACAAAGUGUUCAAUGCUACUCUAGCGAUGCUGCACUUACUGAAGAGAAUAGGAGGGAAGAAAUAAAGAUUUGAUGGCCAGGUUGGUUAUAAAAGUUAUUCCUAAGGAGACAGUUGUCACAGAUUUUUAAAUAUAACUUUUAACUGUAGGAUAAUGAUAUGUAUUAAUAGGAAGUUUAUAUGAUAAAUAUGUACAAUAACUAAUUUACCUCCUUUAUUGUUUUUAUGUAAUUUGUUUUGUUUUAAAUGUUUCUAUUGGCUUUUACAGGUAAACUUGAGAAAAUCAUAUCAUUAUGAAAAAAUGAAUACAAAUCUUGGUGUACAAAUUAUUCGAAAAAAUACGAUUUGGCGUAAUCGAUUGUCUGGAGAUCAGAUAGGUGUACAUUCAUCUUUGUGGCAAUAUAUUAGACAGUAGCUUUCGAUGGAGUUUCAAAUCACGGAAAUAUUAAUUAUAACAUGUUUUGUGAAUAUAAUGCACUCAAAUGCCUCAAAUUGGAUUUCAAACAUUGUGUAUUAACAUCAGUCCCAAAUACAGCAUUUAUUGUGCGGCUUUUGUGUUGGACAGAGAAGGUUACAUUUCAGACUAUAAAAAUAUUAAAUAAUUAAUCAUCUAACUGCAUUUUGAGUUUUAUUUACAUAACUAUUAUAAUGACGACCAUGAAUUAAUGAUCAACUGAUCACUGAAAACCAGAACACAAAAAAUGUAGUUCCCUAUAGUUUUAUUGUAAGUAACUUUACAACUUUUGACUGUAGAAAGAACACCGUGGAAAGCUUUUAGCUUUUAGUAUUUCAAACUACCUUUUUAAACAAGUAUAGAAAUUAAUAAUGAUAAUAAAAUAUCUAUGACUAAUAACACAAGACAAUAAAAUAUCAGUCACAGCCUCAGUUUCAAAUAAUGCUAAAUGAAGUACAUUUUAUUUUUGUCCUUUUUAGUACAUAACAAUCCUUUCAGAAACAUAAGAACUACCCAGAAAAAAACAUAUUUACAAACAGAAGUUGGGAGGUUGAAAUGUACAAAACACUUAGUGCGACCUGGUAGAGAAAUUGAAAGACCAGUUAUAUAUAAAAAACAAACAAACAAAACAGUUUCUUGUUAGUAAAAUGUGAACUGUUCAUAGGGACAACAACAUGUUUCCCAGGUCUGAUAAAACAGUAACUGAGGCUAUGGUGAACAGGAUAAAACAAUGAAUGAAAGAUAAACUCUAUGACACAACUAGGGGCAGUGUUAGGCCACAUCAACGGUAGUAGCUAGGAAUGAUGGCCUGCUAAUUUCUGUUUAUGACAUCCUAAGAUGAAAAUGCAAUGGUUACUUUUCAAAAUGCUACAAUUAUCAAUUGACUUUAUGUUGAAAUGUCCAUACUACGUUAGGGAGAGGAUUACCUUUAUCCAUAAAUCUCAGGUCAUGUGGGGGUAAAGCGUCGGUCAGACAUAAUACAAGGUGUCAGCUGGAUGACUGGGAGUGUCAUCUCAGAUUUGUAUAAAAGGUUUAAGGGGACAGCACUACAUAGUAGUGUUCUUUCCUUCAGUCUCUUCUAACAAUCAUCUUAAGAUGCAUCUCCACUGCCCCUGGACUGGGAGCUACUGUAGAUGCAAGGGAACCGUUCCAUUGCAUGCCAUAAAACACCUCCCUGAGGAGUGACAGGGCGUCAGCAGUCGCAGCCCAGCAGUUACACCCUCACACUGACCACUACUCCACCACGGACACUACCAGAGACCAGGCAAGAGUUUCAACAAGACCUACACUGCUGCAGAUAAUCAAGGAAUGUUUCCAUUUAGUCCACUAAAGGACACUAGGUGGACUUCUGCCUGUCAGUCGUCUGUUUCUACUGUGUUGGAUGAUGCUGCUGAAAGGCACAUCGUACACACUUAACAAGACAGGCAGAAUGGAGGAAUGCUUGCAGGGAAGAGUGAUAUAAAAUAGCAGCUGAUAAGCAUAGCUUAGUACAUCCGAAGUGAUAUUGAGAAAAGGUAUCCAUGGUUUUCACAAACAAACAGAGUAUAAAUCGACCGUAACAAACAAAAAAAAGAACACAAACUAAAGGGCAGUGAGAGGCUGAUUUUAAAGGCAAAGCAAUACAGGUGACAGUAACAUUGGAGGUAAGAGUCCCAUAGAAGCAGUGGGAAACAACAGAUUACACCUACACCUGUACUCUUACAAUUACUUUUGAAAGUUCAUAGCAACAAUUACCAUGUAUUAAAUGCCACCCAUAUAUUA